AUGGAAUGCAUUAGCUCUAACAUCAAGGAGUGUGCAGUCACACUGCGCGGUGCAUGGGAGUGCCCAUUGAAAGAGACGGAGAUGAUUGAAGAUGCGAGCGUCCUUCUACUCAUCCCAGGUAAAUCAAAUGACAACAUGGUGCAAAAGGGUUGUAGCUGUGACACCAUGGAUUGCGAAAUGCGACUCGUAGGCAAGAGGCGACGACCUGAACGGGACGUGGAUGUACGGGAGCAGUUGAAACUGCGUACAAUUUGA
Molecule: messenger RNA, 255 nt
Organism: Hydatigera taeniaeformis
Lineage: Eukaryota; Metazoa; Platyhelminthes; Cestoda; Cyclophyllidea; Taeniidae
Source: the annotation of a GenBank genome assembly